Molecule: messenger RNA, 989 nt
Organism: Anopheles gambiae (African malaria mosquito)
Lineage: Eukaryota; Metazoa; Arthropoda; Insecta; Diptera; Culicidae
Exons: 3
Coding region: 254-934 (226 amino acids)
Source: RefSeq, a predicted model, not a curated record
UGGCCUAGCUGUGGUGCAGCACCAGCGACCCACACCCUUGGUCCUCGGCUUAGCUUACCUGCGUCGCCAGAGGAUAUUUAUGUUAGUUCGACAGCGGCCCAAGGCUCAGUGUUUCGUGCAACCUGUGCGCAGUGUGUUCUUCUGCUCCGCCCGUAAGGAUCCUCCUGCCUGUUAGUGAAACGUGCCAGUGCCAGUACCUCUAGCGUGCUCAACCAAAGCGUGUGUGUAACAAAGUUUUUGACAUUUUGCAACGAUGAAAUCGGCACUACUGCUCGGUACUGCAUUUCUGGUGCUGAUACUGGUGCUUGUGAUACCGGAAACGUACGGCAAUGUGCACGAUUUCGAUGGAAAUGAGCUGCACACGCCACCGUACGAUCGGCGUCGUCCAACAGGCCGCGAACAGGCCCCGGUUGGGCGUGGGUUUACCGACAGUGCGCGCGAUAUUCUGGCCAGCCCGGCCGGUCAGCUAGCAGCGUACGUUGCCAAAGAGAUGAUCAGCCGCUCGGCGGGCAAUAGUCAGGUGCUCAGCUUGAACUUGACGAAUCUGCUGAUUCUGUUUCUACUGAAGGCGCUCAUCUUUGCCGCUGGUCUGAUCGGUGCCGGCAACUGGAGCCAGUAUGCGCGAGGCCGCAGCGAAGAAGGUGCUGGCAGUGGGGGCUUUUUGCUGCCAGGUGAAGCGAACCUCAUCAUCGGCUAUCUGGCGGCGGAAGGUUCCGGCCAGGACGGGUGCCUGAUGCGUUCGGCCUGCCGGGCGCCUCGCACCGCCGACGAGUACGCCCGGGCGGCCCAUGCCCUCGUCAAGGGAGCGGAAAUGUUCAGCCCGGAGGUGGCGGAAAACUACAACUACAAGCGCCUGCUGACCAGCCUGGACCGGGCGGCCAUGGAGGGGCUGCAGGGAGCGCCGUGCGAAAUGAUUUAUCCCUGUCAUAUUUGAGCCCGCCGAUCGAUCGCGGCCUCUGCCACCUUAGAUAAGUGUUUAGAGCUGUGAC